Nicotiana tabacum (common tobacco) is the source of this 2752-nucleotide messenger RNA. RefSeq names its product zinc finger BED domain-containing protein RICESLEEPER 2. The record is from RefSeq and is a predicted model, not a curated record. Gene Ontology annotation, molecular function: DNA binding; protein dimerization activity. NCBI's taxonomy places the organism in Eukaryota, Viridiplantae, Streptophyta, Magnoliopsida, Solanales, Solanaceae.
GAAAAGAGGAAAGCGUUUGGCGUGACGGCUCUACCUAGUAAAGGCUGAAGCUUCAUCUCCUCUAGCAGUCAGUCGGAUCUGGGAUCGGCUUACAAUUAACAAGUCUCAGAUCUCUCUUCUCAGCUUCCCCUUCUCCACUUCAAACUAAACUCCUCUCUCUUUUCUUUCCCUCCAUUUCUGCAACUCAUUCUUCCGUUUCUACUUCCUUCUCUUUCCCCCUUUCUCUCUCUAUCUCUUUCUGUUUCUCUCUCUAAAGUUCUUCCAAAAUGGGAUUCAAGACUGAUAUGAGAAGUGAAAUUUCCAAAUUUUAACUCUAAUUUAUAGUUGAAGCUUUGGAACCAAUAGAUAUCUCUACUCUGUCUCAUGAAUUUCCAGGAACAGUGAGUGGGAAAACUCGAGCUGGGAAUGUGAUGGAUUGGAGUGUUAACACUGCUUAUAAGACCUUAAAAGAUAUGGAACCAAAAUCCCUUGCCGUCGUGGAAGCUACAAGUACAAUCCUUCCAAACGUAGAACGUAUAGAUGUGGGACUUGGAACUUCAGAGAAAGGGAAUGCUACUCCUAUAACAAAACCAAGGAAAAAGACCAUGACAUCAGUGUAUCUCAAGUACUUUGAGACAGCUCCAGAUGGGAAAACUAGGAGAUGUAAAUUUUGUGGACAAAGUUAUUCAAUUGCAACCGCCACUGGCAACUUGGGAAGACAUCUCAGCAAUCGCCAUCCAGGAUAUGAUAUAACAGUGAAUGUUGCCACUCCUGCUCCACAACCGGUCACUAUUCCCAAGAAGCUUCAACUUCAACCUCAACCUCAACCUCAAGCCAAAAUACCUCAGUUGGAGCUUGAUCAUUUAAACUGGUUGCUCGUCAAGUGGCUUAUUCUCUCAUCUCUUCCUCCUUCUACAUUGGACGAACAUUGGCUUUUGAACUCAUUUAAAUUUCUCAGCCCGACAAUAAAAAUUUGGCCGGGGGACAAGUUCCAAACAAUACUUUGUGAAGUUUUUAGAAGCAUGCAGGAAGAUGUAAGGGUGAUAGUGGACCGUGUUUCUUCCAAGGUCUCUAUAACUCUUGAUUUCUGGACAUCUUACGAGCAACUCCUCUAUAUGAGUAUUACUUGCCAGUGGAUUGAUGAAAAUUGGUCUUUUCAGAGGAUGCUCCUUGAUGUUUGUCACAUAUCUUCUCCUUGUGGGGCUGCUGAAAUUGCUCAUGCUCUACUGAAGGUCCUUAAACUGUAUAAUAUUGACAACCGAGUCCUUUGUUGCACCCAUGAUAAUAGCCCAAUUGCAUUGCAUGCAUGCCAUACACUCAAAGAAGACAUGGACAACCAGAAAAUGAGUUCCUUUUACUAUCUUCCAUGCGCUGCUCAUACUCUAAAUUCAAUCAUAAAUGAUGGACUAAGAUCUACGAAGUCGAUAAUCUCCAAAAUAAGGGAGUUUGUCUUAAAGAUGAAUACAUCCUUGGAGAUUUCUCAGGAUUUUCUCCAAUGUUGCAAUGCUUAUCAAGAAGGCAAUUGGAAAUUCCCUCUUGAUGCCUCGCCUCGUUGGAGUGGCAAUUAUCAGAUGUUAGACAUUGCGCGGAAGGCAAGUAAAUCAAUGGAAGCUAUUGUCCGGAAGUAUGAUGAACUAGGCAGUAUGCUCCUGAGCACCGCGGAGAAGAAUGCUGUGAAUAUAAUGCAUGUAUAUUUGGAACCGUUUUAUAAAACCAUCAAUGACAUAUGCACAAACAAAGUACUAACAGUUGGUUUGGUUCUUUUCUUCAUGGAUCAUAUUUCUGAAAUGAUCGCUGCUUGUAGAGACUCUCGACACAGCCCUGACUGGCUCAAGAGUGCUGCUGAAGAAAUGGCUACAAAAGUCCGAAGCUAUAACGACCAGGUUUGCAGUCUCUUCACAUAUAUGACUGCAAUACUUGAUCCAAGAAUAAAGGUUGAGCUCCUUCCUGAAAAUCUCAACUCCGAAAAUUACUUGGAAGAAGCCAGAAGCUAUUUCAUAAGAAAUUAUUCCAGCAGCCAAUUUUCUGCUAUCACCAGUUCUUACGCUGCACAGGAGCUAGAAGAUGGAGGGAGUGUUUCGUUUGCAGAGGAAAUUGCCCGUAAGAAACGUAGGUCAAGUAUGUCCUCUGCCACAGAUGAGCUCACCCAAUAUUUAUCAGAGCCUCCCGCUCCAAUAGCAACAAAUGUCUUGGAAUGGUGGAAGGUGAACAACACGCGCUACCCACGUCUAUCGAUGAUGGCUCGGGACUUUCUGGCUGUACAGCCAACUGCAUUGGCGCCUGAAGAUCUAUUCUGUAGCAAAGGUGAUGAGAUAGAUAAGCAGAGGUUCUCAACACCCUAUGAGAGCACCCAAGCUUCGCAUUGUGUAAAGUCAUGGUUGCUAGGCGGAUUUAAGUUGAAGUAUAAAUCAACUGAAGUUGAUUAUGAGAGGUUAAUGGAAUUGGCAACCGCUACAGCAGCUGAAAAUACUACAACAUGUUCCGACAAGAAACAGAAAUCAUGAUAGGUUUUAAAUUGAUGAAACUGAAGGACCAAAUUGAGGCCAUAGAAUGGCUGAUAAACUUUCAAUCAGAGGUCCAUCUUCUAUUCUCUGUAAUAUGUAGAUCUAUGAUUUGUUAGUGUACAGAUUUGAAUAGGGAGAAGCCUAACCCAAGACAAUGAAUUCAUGUUCUUAGGAAUUGUACUGCCUAUGUUUCAACAUAACAUUUUUUUCUUCAAGUACAAUGUAGUGGUUAUCAAAUUUUGCUAACUGAUAGGUUGAAUUAGCAGCUA